AAAUUUGUAUGCUUUUAAAUCUAUUAUUAUGUUUUUGUGUGCUAAAUUUGUCGUCGUUGCCGGUGAAUUCAGUUGUCAGAUAUUUAAUUUUGAAUAUUUUUUUAUUUUUUAUUUUAUGAUGUUUUAGUUUGAACAUUACAAAAAUAGUCCACUUAUGACUUUUAUUUUGACAAAACAUCUGAGCGAAGCCCCCCCGGAAACGACAUCAGCCUCCACUAGCAACACUGUCAAAGCGUUUACGCCGUUUCAGACCGAAAAUCAAAACAACACAGGACAGUCUUUAGUUUCGGACAACGAAGGGAAUAAUCGUCGUAAUUUAAACUCGAAUUGCAACGCACACGGAUUUCCGCGGGACCUACAGGCGGCCCAAACGCAGAGGAGCGCUAAGGAUGGCGAAUUACCGGGCGUUUCACACCCAGCUAGCGACCAUCAUGGAGACGCUGACUCGUGCGGCGGUGGCAGAAAUUUGCGAGCUUGUGGACGACGGCUACGCGGUUUUACACAUCGAGAUCUCACGCCACCAGAAAGAAAACGAGGAGCUUCGACGGAAACUGCAGCUCAUAGAGUCCAUCGUUGCGGUGCGGGGGUACAGCGACGAGAAAACGGCACCGCGAGAUGGUCGGUGUGAUGGUAACGUUAGUACUCGCGAAUCGCUAGUGGGCAGAAAAACGCCUGGAGGCGGAGAGUCCACCAGCCGGGGUACAAUAGAGAUACGUGAGUUUCGUGAGGACGGAGAUUUGAUCCAAAUGCAGAUCAAAGAGGAAGGUCUUGAGCAGCAGCCGCUGGGAGCAGAUGAUGAUGACGAUGAGGACGAAGGUGAAAGUGUUUCUGCAGUAACUCACGACUCUCCGAAACAAGAUGUUGCCGAACUCUCGGGACAGGAAUCUCACACACUCUCACACUCCCCUGACCAUGACACACACUCUCACACACUCACGUUUGCAGACACACACUCCGGCGCUGACGAGUCCCAGCACUCCAGCAUCGACUUGGCCGCUUCCGAUAACGCUUCUUUCUCCCUCGCGCAAACCUCGUCAGACACCCAAGCUUCUCAAGUCCCUCGAGUGUUUCAGGAAGACUUGUGCAUGAAGGCUGAUAUGGAUCCGGUAUCCGAUUGGGCCACACACUCUGUCCGUAACACGCUCACACACUUGCAGACCUCUCCACAAAGCGUUGGCGGGUCAGACUCUCUCGUAUCCCAUAACUCUCCCUUGUUUGCCGCACAGAGGCUCGUUGCUCUGGGUAACGUCUCAGGGCUGGGUCUCUACGGCCGCUUGGGCGCUUUACGGACCGGUGGAGCCGGCAAACGACACUUCAUCUGCUCGAUCUGCGGGAAGAGUUUCACCACGUCGCAGAGUUUGGACACACACAUGCGCAUUCACACUGGAGAACGGCCGUACCGCUGUGAGCAGUGCGGGAAGCGUUUCACACAGUCCGGACACCUCACGGCUCACCAGACCGUUCACACUGGAGAAAGACCGUACGAAUGCACACGCUGUGGAAAAAGAUUUGCCGGGAAACAGUACCUCCGCAUACACACCAAGAAACACCACCCUGACUUGCAUAUGCUCUCUCAUAUACAGACUCACACACAGCAAGAAACACUACCCUGAAAGAUACACAGAGAAUGCAGGACAUCAUUUUUGAUGUUUGUUUACUGGUUUUAAAAUAUUUUAUAUAUACUGUUGUGUUUUGCAAGCGUCCUGCAACCACUGAGAAGAGUUUAAAAUAAGACGUUCAGUGUAAAUUUGCAGUGUUCAGGCACUUAUUUUAACAGUUUUUUUUUUUUUUGCAAAAACUAAAGCAGUGAGAUGCAUUAUACAUUAUGUGUACGUACUGCAGGGAGACCGUAUGAAAGCCAACGUUAGAAAGCUGGUGUGAGCACAUCCAAACUCUGAUACCUUCAACAUGACACUCAGUUUCACCUGAAUAGCAAAUGUACGUAAAAUGUACAGGAUAAUGUGUUGUUUAAAGAGUUUGUUAUGAUCUAAAUUAGAUAUAAUUAUAGAUUAUAUGUUUAUAUUUGCAGCUAGUCACGGCAGAAACACUAACUGGAUUUGUCUGUGUUGUAUUUAAUAGAAAUAAACGGUUAAAUGAAGAAUUUUGUCUUUAAGUCUUUUAUGACUUUUAUCAAGGUUGUAGAUGUGAUGGAAAAGAAACUAAUUAUUCUGUGUAAAAUGAUACUGAUACUAUUGUUAUGUUACUAC
This is a messenger RNA of Labeo rohita (rohu), 2207 nucleotides long. Its product is annotated as endothelial zinc finger protein induced by tumor necrosis factor alpha. Bases 390 to 1613 code for a protein of 407 amino acids. Lineage: Eukaryota; Metazoa; Chordata; Actinopteri; Cypriniformes; Cyprinidae. Gene Ontology annotation, molecular function: RNA polymerase II cis-regulatory region sequence-specific DNA binding; DNA-binding transcription factor activity. The record is from RefSeq and is a predicted model, not a curated record. The transcript is spliced from 3 exons. Gene Ontology annotation, biological process: regulation of transcription by RNA polymerase II.